ACCGGCUUGGACUGUGGUAUCUACGAUCACGCAGCCCUGCGUCAUGGUCUGGCGAAUCAAGCCGGUGCUAGAAUCGCCUCCGUCUGCUCUAUAUCUCCAAGUCUGGUUGGUAGGCGAGAGGCCGCACAGCUAGUCGGUGGUCAGGGCUCGAGUCUUCACCUGUCUAACCCUCCUCCGCCCUCGAGCCUGGGCCAGUUUGGCCGGCCUGUGAUGUCCUGUUCCUGCGGCCAAUUUGGGUCACGUUAA
Molecule: messenger RNA, 246 nt
Organism: Protopolystoma xenopodis
Lineage: Eukaryota; Metazoa; Platyhelminthes; Monogenea; Polystomatidea; Polystomatidae
Source: the annotation of a GenBank genome assembly